Molecule: messenger RNA, 5087 nt
Organism: Cinara cedri
Lineage: Eukaryota; Metazoa; Arthropoda; Insecta; Hemiptera; Aphididae
Source: the annotation of a GenBank genome assembly
AUGAUUCAUGGACGUCCAUUGGUUGGGACAAGACAGGUACAUAAUAUAGUUACCAUAUCGAAGUAAAAAUUAAAAUUAAAAAUUAUACAUUGUCCCCGCUUGGAUUUUUAAAGAUGGACGGUCUUGUGUUUCAUCAUUGCAGUAUGAACAAUUAUUUCGUAUUAUUAUUUUGAAAUGUUAACCAAUGUUAAAUCAAUAUUCUAAAUUAAUUGUCCCAAAAUGAUCAUUACCGUAUUAAAAAACACCAAACUAACAUUUAAGUGGUCGGCUCAGGUACAUCUAACCUAUGUGUAGGUACCUAUUUUUUAGGAAAUUUGAAAAAUAUUGUGUCAAUAUUAUGUUGCUUAUUAUUAUUUUAAUAUGUGCUUAUAUUUGUAUUGUGUGUGAACAAUUUCUAAAACUAGAAUUCUUGCUCCAAUAAAAAAACGACAGAAGACCUUUUUUUGGUGUGGAUUGCACACAAAAAAAUGUAAGGAAAACUGAGAAGUUUACAGCAUUAAUGGUUUCAUUAUUUUCUAUUUUGGUUUUUUGUUGUUAUUUAUUUCAAAAUAAUCGUAGAGACCUGAAAUACUUACAGUAGCCUCUUCUAGAUGUGGUAAAAUUAUCAGAAAUGCUGUCGAAUUUUUAUCUAUUUUAGCAUUUAAUAUUUUCUAAUUUGUUUAGUUUAUUAUCUGGUUUCCUGUGGAUAAAAUAGUUUUAGCAGAAAAGAAAUGCUUUAAAAUUUAACACAAGGUUCAUCGAACACUUAGCUGUACUUAGUUGUCAAAAACAAAAGUUGGGCGUAAUGUAGUAGUUUUUUUAUAAACAUUUAAAAUCAAAUUAUAACGAAAAUUGUAAAAAUUACGGUAUUUCGAAACAUAUAUAACCGAACUUCACUUAGAAUCGUGUUUUAUUAGCAAUGAUUUAUCUUUGCAUACAGAAAUACAACAAAUAAUUCUAUAUAUUACGUAUCCUACAUUCUCAACUUCACACCUAAAACAGUAGCACACCCAUCAGCAGUCUCGGCUCUGUUUUUUUAAUAAAUACUAAUUCAUAUUAUACACAACUUUUGAUUAAUAAUGAAAAAUGUUUACAAUGAAACUUUAAAUUUAAACAAUUUAUACCGUCAUCACUGUAGUUAAAAUAUUUAAUAUUUUUUUUCAACUACGUAACCCGAAAUAUCUUAAAGAUAAUCGGUAAUACAUGGUUAAAUAAAUUGUAAAAAAUAUGUAAUUUAUACCUAUUAUUCGUUUGCGCAACUGGUAAAAAGUGCAAUGUUUGUGUACCUAAGUCUCCUUACUUAAGCAGUUGAUUCUCAAGUUGUUUAUACAAAUGUGCAUUGUAAAUUUUAUAUUAAAAAAAAGAGAGAGAGCUGAUAAUAACUUUGCCACUGUUGUAGGUGGGAAGUUAGGAAGAUAGAAUACAUAUAAAGUUAUUUAAUUUAUAACUAAAAGCAACAAUAAACCAUUGGGAACGAAAAAUGAUUCUGAACGAAGUUCAGUUAUUAUAUGUUUUGAAAUGCCAUAAUUUUUACAAUUUUUGUAAAAAAUUGAAAAUUUUUUUUUUCCCACUAAGUACAACAUAUAAUCAAUUUACGUUUUUAACUUUCAAACAUUUGUGUUAGGUUAAAAACCAUUUUAUCUAUAUAAAUAUAUAAUACCUACCAAGAAAUAACAAAAAAAAAAAAUAAAAGUAAAUAUCCAAUUCUCAUAUAUAGCUCAAUCAAAUAACUUAAAAAGAUUAAAACAUUUAAAACCCUUUCACUGCCGUUGGCACAUAUAUGCAUCAGUGACAAGCUACAUUGACAGAACAUUAGCGCAUAUGUACGUUCACUUGUUUAUAUUAAAAUGUCAUUAUCUGAAGGAUGAAAUUUUAACAGCUAAUUUAUAGUAUUUUUAAAGACGUAUCAAACUAAUCUAAAUGUAUCUGACUAAUUCAUUCUUUUUUUUUUUAUGAUAAUUAUAAGUACAGAAAAUUCAUUGAGUAGGUUGAAAAAUAUCAAAAUUUCAACAAAAAAAUAUAGUGCGGCUUGAGAGUGUAAAUAAAUUGUAUGGCAGUGAAGUCAAAAUUUUUUAAACAUUUUACCACGUCUAGAAAAAUUCAAUAUAAGUAUUCUAUGCAAUUUCAAAUUCCUACAAAUACUCAUAUUUACUCCGAAUUACAGUGAAAAAAAAAUUUCCCAGUUUUACAUAACUAUUAAGAAAACUACACAAAAAAUUUAAAAAAACAACUUUCAUAUUCACCAACUAGAUCCAAAAUGCAAUUUAGAAAACAUGUUAUACUUGAUAUUUCUAGUAAAAAGACUAAAAAAAAAUCUAUAUAACACUUUGCUAAAAUAACUAACAUCAUUAUUGAGACUUUAAUUAAAUGUAUUCUGUUAAACAAAGCAAAAUAUAAAGAUUUAUAAAAAAAAAAAAAAAUAGAAUUUUAAGUUGGUUUCUUAUCUAUGAUAUCCAAGCGAACAUAAGUUAUAUUAUUAUAUGGAAUGUUUUUCAAUUUGUUUCCCAUUGAGAUCCAGAUCAAUAAUCGAAUUUUAAUUCCGGAUAACAAUAAUAAAUAAUUGUGCUGUACAAAAUUUAAAGAUAUAUCAUUCUAACGGAAAUGUUCCUAACGUUGUUAGAUUAACUAUAUAAAGUGGUACGCUAAAAUCUAUGACAAAAUGAAAAAGGAGAAGGACUAUACGUCUAUCCACAGCCUCCCCUCCACCUCCUCCAUUCGAGCACUGAGUAUUAUCCAGAAAAAUCAACGAGAAAACGCAAAUUUUAAGAUAAUGACAAACUAAUAACAAUAACAAGGCCACAUUACCAAUGUAGUAAAAUUUGAAAUAUUUCCAGGCGCUUUUUACCGAGGAUAUAGAGUUUUUGAACAAAUAUUAUAUUAGUUAUAGGUACCGUCUCUUUGUUGUUCGAUCUCGUCUUCUAUAUUAAUUCUAUCCGUCUUUUCUUCCACACCUCUCUACAUUUUCAAACAUUCCAGUGCACGGAAUUAAUUCCGUCCAAAUAAUAGCCAACGAUAUAACUCCUCGGGCACAACUCAUUGUGCGUCGCGUUGUUACGAUCGUGAUGCAAACAAUAACCGAGCGCGCACCGUCGACCAACAAUGCGGUUGCCAACGUACUUUUUAUGACAAGUUUUCAAACCUCUAUGCGCCACGUGGUUUUUUUUUUCAAAAUAAUAAUAAGAACCCCCGAGAUGUGACCGAGACACACAUAAUAUACCUACGUAGAUAUAGGUAUCACAUACUUAUAUUGUAAACACAUUUAAUGUUAUUAUUUCUUUGGCUGUACAAGGUCAUCGCGUAUUCACACAGAUAAGUUGUGUUAUAAAGAUUACGUUAUAAAAGGUAUACUAGCGAACUUUCUGAAAUUAUCAAUUCAAGUAUAAAUUUGUAUUUAUCACCCAAAGGCGUGUACGAUAAUAUUUUAUUAUUAUGAUUAAAUUUAAUGACGAAAUAUUAAUACAAUAAUAACUGGUGCCUGUAUCUAAUUUCAAUACAGUAUCCGGCAACGUUCUCUUUCUAAAGCCCCAAAGGUAGUAACUUGACAUCGGAAUCAUUUUGAGAAUAUUGUAUACAAGCGCCUUUCGAAAUAUUUUUAGCUACGUUGUGAAUUAACGCGUUAAAAUUGGAAAUAAAAUUUAAAAGUUCAGUUAAUCAACGAGUUAUUAUUUUUAAGAAUUCAUUUUAAACUUUAUAAGUUACUUUUUUGCGUACUGAACGUGUUAAUUUCAUAUUAAUCUCGUGUAUUUUAAGUUAGGUUAGGUAAAUUUUUGUUGAAAGCAAAUUUUCUUAAUUCUAUAGUUUAUUUACUAAAAUUGUCGGAGUGAUUUUUUUACAUUAAAAUGGUCAAAACCAAUUUGUUGGACCAUUUUUAAAAGUUGUUGGAACAUAAAAGUGUAUUUUUACCGCAAUAACGUUUUAUUUUGAUUAAAUGUGGUGUCAAUUUCCUAGCACUACAUUUUCCUUUGUUUAUAGAGCUUUUCAUAUUAUUCAACAUUUUCUAACAAACAUUCGACAAUAUCCAACAAACCCAUAUGAACAAUGUUGAAUUAGUUUUUUAAAUUUUAAAGUUAAGUGUGGUGCUGGUCAUGUACUAAACGCUAAAAUUUUAAAAGUUGAAUAACUUUUUAAAUUUUUUCCCAGAAGUCAGAUUUGAGAUUAUUGAAAAGUUUUUUUAAAGUUUUUAUGAACUUUGUGGUGUUAGCUUCACGUACCUUACGACUAUAGUAUUUAAUUACGAGAACCACGAGAGACCCACAAUUGAACACGGUUGGAAGAAUGUUAAAAAAAAUUAGAAAUACAACAAAAUACCGGAGGAAAACGAAAAAACAAAUCCAAAAUAUCGAUAGUAAUAAUAAUCACGACGGAAAAAGUCCACGAAAAUAAAAAAUGAAAUAAUUGUUACGCCUUCCGAAAAUGUCAAAAAUAAAACGACUAGAAUCUUUAAAGACUUAAAUCAAUUGAACGUUCAAACCAAGCGUAGGUUAAUAUUUACUCGCACAAAUUAAAAUGCGUAAAAAAAAAUAUGUAACUAAAAUACUCUAUAUUAUCUGUUAUGUUAAUGAUUUUUUUUUUUCAAACUUAGUUUACAUCUUAUAAUGUGUGACGAAAUCAGAGAAAUAUUGACCAACGAAUAUCUGCAAUGGUUGUCGAACUACUCAGUUAUGAAUCGAAUCGCCGUCAAAACGAAUUUUCACUCAACGUAAUUGAACUUGUUGAAUGGUUUAAAUAGCAUACCCCUCGACAUAUUGAUACUGUCGAAAACCCUAAACAAAUAUAUUAGAGUGAGUAUAAAGGAUAAUAUUAUAUUAUAUAUAUCAGGUACAAUAUAAUACCUAACGAAAGAUAAAAAUCGGUUAAUUUAAACGAUAAUAUCCUUGAUGUUAUCAUCUUGUCUGCAGGUUUUAUACAAACGAGACAAAGGAGUCGUCCCUUGUGUGAAUGAGCUUUUAAGAACAAUUUUAAGGAAUUCAGGUCAUUGGUUCGGCAAGAUUACGAUGAUCAAAGACCGGGCUGCCAUUUCAAAUCGAGGAAUUAUUCAAAAUGUUAAACGCAAAACUCGAGGUGAGAUUUUUGCUUUAAACUAUUUGAAAACCGUGUCAAUCUUGUGA